This is a messenger RNA of Plectropomus leopardus (leopard coralgrouper), 2515 nucleotides long. RefSeq names its product transmembrane 9 superfamily member 2 (gene tm9sf2). Lineage: Eukaryota; Metazoa; Chordata; Actinopteri; Perciformes; Serranidae. The record is from RefSeq and is a predicted model, not a curated record. Gene Ontology annotation, cellular component: membrane. Gene Ontology annotation, biological process: protein localization to membrane.
CUUGUGGCUGUCGGUCUGCUGUGGGUGUCAGAUGCGGUGUAAACUGCGAAGAGGAGCCAGUUAACGGUGUCUCAUCUUGGCUGAAGACGGUGGCCGGUGCGGAGAUGUUGCGGUGGCUGCUUGGAGCCGCGCUGCUGGCUCGAGCGGCCGGGUUUUACCUCCCGGGUCUCGCGCCCGUGAGCUUCUGUGAGCCCGGAAAAGACCAAGUUCCAGACUGUAAGUCGACCAUUGAGCUAUUUGUGAACAGGCUGGAUUCAGUGGAGUCUGUUCUACCUUACGAAUAUACUGCGUUUGACUUCUGCUCAGAGAAAACAAUGAAACGACCAUCAGAGAACCUGGGCCAGGUGCUUUUUGGGGAGAGGAUCGAACCCUCACCAUACAAGUUUGAGUUCAAGAAAGCUGCCAUGUGUCAGAAGGUGUGCACCAGAACCUACGACACCAAAAACCCUGCAGACAAAGCCAAACUGGACUUCCUCAAGAAAGGCAUGCUGCUCAACUACCAGCAUCACUGGAUUGUGGAUAACAUGCCAGUCACCUGGUGCUACGACGUGGAAGAUAGACAGAAGUUCUGCAAUCCUGGUUUCCCCAUUGGCUGUUACGUCACAGAAGGAGGUCGACCGAAAGAUGCCUGCGUGGUCAAUUCUAACUUUAAUGAAAAAGAUGCUUUUUACAUCUUUAACCACGUGGACAUCACCAUCCAUUACCACAUCGUCGAGCAUGAACAGCUGGGAGCACGACUGGUUGCCGCCAAGAUCGAACCCAAAAGCUAUGAAAACCCCAAAGAUAACCCUGACUGCUCUGGAGGCCCAAAAUUCCUGAAAAACAAGCACACAGGAGUGUUUGAGAUCCCAUACACCUACUCUGUCUUCUUUGAGGAAGACAAGAAUAUUCGCUGGGCAUCUAGAUGGGACUACAUCCUGGAGUCCAUGCCUCACACCAACAUUCAGUGGUUCAGCAUAAUGAACUCGUUGGUGAUCGUGUUGUUCCUGUCUGGAAUGGUGGCCAUGAUCAUGCUGAGGACUCUGCAUAAAGAUAUCGCCAGAUACAAUCAGAUGGACUCUGUGGAGGACGCUCAGGAGGAGUUUGGGUGGAAGUUGGUCCAUGGAGAUGUUUUCCGACCUCCCAGGAAGGGAAUGCUGCUGUCUGUUUUCCUAGGCUCGGGAACCCAGAUCUUCAUCAUGACCUUUGUCACCCUUUUCUUUGCCUGUCUUGGCUUCCUGUCUCCAGCAAACCGUGGUGCUCUGAUGACGUGCGCUGUUGUUCUCUGGGUUCUUCUGGGAACUCCUGCUGGAUAUGUGGCUGCUCGCCUCUACAAAUCUUUCGGAGGAGAGAAGUGGAAGACCAACGUUCUGCUGACAGCCUUCCUCUGUCCCGGGGUGGUGUUUGCAGAUUUCUUUGUGAUGAACUUGAUCCUGUGGGGUGAAGGAUCUUCAGCAGCCAUGCCUUUUGGGACCCUGGUGGCCAUAUUGGCUCUGUGGUUCUGUAUCUCAGUGCCACUUACCUUUAUAGGAGCGUACUUUGGCUUCAAGAAGGCAGGUAUUGAACACCCAGUGCGGACCAAUCAGAUCCCUCGUCAAGUCCCAGAGCAGUCGUUCUACACAAAGCCUUUCCCUGGUAUCGUCAUGGGAGGAAUUCUGCCUUUUGGAUGUAUAUUUAUUCAGCUCUUCUUCAUAUUAAACUCCAUCUGGUCCCAUCAGAUGUACUACAUGUUCGGGUUCCUCUUCCUUGUCUUCAUUAUCCUGGUCAUCACCUGCUCUGAGGCCACCAUCCUGCUCUGCUACUUCCACCUGUGUGCCGAGGACUACCAUUGGCAGUGGCGCUCCUUCCUGACCAGCGGCUUCACUGCGGUCUAUUUCCUGAUCUACGCCAUUCAUUACUUCUUCUCUAAGCUGCAAAUCACUGGACUGGCCAGCACCAUCCUGUACUUUGGAUACACCAUGAUCAUGGCUCUCAUCUUUUUCUUAUUCACUGGCUCAAUCGGCUUCUUUGCCUGUUUCUGGUUUGUCACCAAAAUCUACAGUGUGGUCAAAGUGGACUGAAGGACCCAAACACACAACAGACUAUUUAUAUGGCUAGAGGGUGUUUUUCUCCCAUGAACCUCUGGAACAUUGAGCACUGUCAAACUGAACUGAGCGACACAAUCUGAACCUUCACCUCCUCUAGCAGAGGACUCUCUGCUUCUGACAGGCGGCUUUUUUCUUUGUUUGUGUGCCUAUAAAAUGUUUCCGUGUGAGCAUGUGUACAUUGGGUUGUAAUUUUGAACAUAUGGUAUCUAUCUGCAUAUAAUCUGAAUGACAUGAAUCAUAACUUUACAAAGCCUGCUUCCAGCAUCUGACGCGUAGAGAGUCGGUUCAUUCAAUGCCACCUUACACGGUGCAGCGGCUUUCAGCUGUACCGACUGUCAGCUAUCAUGUCAUUCAUUUUAGGUUUCUUUCAUGCUCCGUGCACUCUGUUUGCAGAUGUAGUUUUGAAUUGUAGACAUACAAAUAAAGCUGAGGGUCUGCUUCUUAACGGU